Closterium sp. Naga37s-1 is the source of this 1716-nucleotide messenger RNA. The record is from the annotation of a GenBank genome assembly. Lineage: Eukaryota; Viridiplantae; Streptophyta; Zygnematophyceae; Desmidiales; Closteriaceae.
AUGGUGGUGAACGUGUGGCCGUUUCUAGAAGCCAAUAGUCGGGCAUGGGAGGUGCUGACACGUGGCGGAUCCGCACUGGACGCGGUGGUGGAAGGAUGUAACGUGUGCGAGGUGCUUCAGUGCGAUGGAUCAGUGGGGUAUGGAGGAAGUCCGGACGAGAAGGGGGAAACAACACUCGAUGCCAUGGUUAUGGAUGGGGACUCCAUGGACGUGGGGGCAGUGGCCGGCCUGCGCCGAGUCAAGGCGGCAGUGCGGGCGGCGUAUCUUGUCCUCUUGCACACGUACCACUCGCUGCUGAUCGGCGACGCAGCAACGGACUUCGCCCUGGAAAUGGGCCUGGCCGGCCCGGAAGAUCUCUCCACCAAUCGCUCUCUCGCCAUGUGGCGCCAAUGGAAGGCCGCCAGCUGUCAGCCCAACUAUUGGCGCAACGUGACGCCUGAUGCCGCCCGUUACUGCGGCCCCUACCGCCCGGCCACUGCUCCAGGAUCACAUGCUUCCGAACCAAGCGGUGGUGCCACGGCCGAGCCUCAGGGGGCCGAAGCAGGUGCCGGACCUGGUGGUGCCGGACCUGCAGCCGGACCUGGUGAUGUGCGCGUGGGGUGUGAUCCACGUCUUGUUGGCCGGGAGCAAGGCUUGUUGAGGAGGCGAAACCGCCUGGCAUCACACGACACCAUCUCCAUGGUUGCCAUAGCACAGAACGGCAGCAUGGCUGCAGCGACAUCCACCAACGGACUCACCUUCCACAUCCCUGGGAGGGUGGGUGAUGCACCCAUAGCAGGGGCAGGAGCAUAUGUGGACUCCAGAGUGGGGGGCUGUGGGGCAACAGGAGAUGGUGACGUCAUGAUGAGGUUCCUGCCAUGCUUUCUAGCAGUUGAGCUCAUGCGAAUGGGCUCUACCCCAGCCUCGGCUGCCGAAGCUGCCAUCAGUCGCAUCCGAGCCAAGUUCCCAACCUUUCAGGGAGGCUUGGUGGCGGUCAACAGGUUUGGGGAGCACGGAGCAGCGGUGAACAACUGGGUGCUACAGUACACUACGGAGGUCGCAAACCUUGGAGUUGAACCGACGGCCGAUGACAAGCCGACCGUCGGGACGGAGUAUGAGGCGCGUGAAGUGAGGGAGGAGGAGAUAGGAGCUGAUAGAGAAGGCGAAGUGAGCGUAAAAGCUUCUAAGGAAAAGCAGGGAAGAACCGAGGAAGUUGGGGGUAAGAGGCGUGGGAGGAGAGCAGGCAAUGCGAAGGCAAGAAGCGAAGGGAGCGGGAGUAAGAGCGGAGAGGGGGAAGCAUCCGAGGAGGAAGAGGAGGCUGUGGCAGUGAUUGCUCAAGUGCUGAUGAAGAAAUACGGACCUCAGAUAGUGAAAGAGGAGGAUGAGGGGCUUGGGAACGGAAGGAGUGGGGGAUGGGAGGAGAUUGAAGGAGGGGAAGCAUCGGAUGCAGCAACGGUGGCGGCGGUGGCGGCGGUGGCGGCAGCGGCGGCGGUCGAGGAGGAAGUUGGAAUGGACACAGAAAUGCAGGAUGAGGAAGUAGAAGCAGAAGCGAGUGAGGAAGGUAUACCAAGCAUGCCAUCUCGUCCUCGUGCCACCUCUCGCUCCUCCCUCCUCUCCCUCUACCGCUUCUUCUCCUCCCACCUCGGCAUCUCCUCCCCUUCCACUAUCGCUUCCCUCCUCGCUUCCAAUCCCCAACUCCUCCGCUCCAACCCCACCAAUGACCUCGUUGUUGACUAG